Lagopus muta (rock ptarmigan) is the source of this 2280-nucleotide messenger RNA. It is a transcript of the gene PBXIP1, whose product is annotated as PBX homeobox interacting protein 1. The record is from RefSeq and is a predicted model, not a curated record. Lineage: Eukaryota; Metazoa; Chordata; Aves; Galliformes; Phasianidae.
ACAGCUGUGCGGGGAAUGUGCAGAAUCCGCGGGCACCGCCAUCGCCCCGUGCCCGAUCCCGACUCGCUGCCGGUACCGGAGCGGGAGGGGAAAAGCGCGGCCUGGGCUGAACCCGCUGUUACCGGGGAAGGGGGGAUCCCGGGGGUCCCGACGCAGCCGGGGGGACCCGCAGCCAUGGCGCAGAAAUCGGACUCCCGAGACUCGGAUAACAGCUGGGUGCUGACGGGCACUGAGGGGCUGCCUGUGGACACGGUGGGGCCGGAGCGGGAUUCAGCCUCCCAAGAUGACGAGAACGAAGAGGAAGGGGAGGAGGAAGGCGACCCGGAUGCCGGCACAGCUGACGGCACUGAGGAUGGAGCCGCGUCCCUGGGUGAAAAACAGCAUCCUGAGGUCGGGGAUGCAGAGGAACGCUCGGAUCCCGAUGCCGGCACAGAACUCCCUCCAUCCGGCCCUACAGAGCUCAGCACCGCGGGGAGCUGGGAGGAGGAAAAGCACAACGCUGAGCCCAGAGCGCGUGCUGAGGGCUGCACAGCAGGGCCGCUGCUGGAGGAGGGGAGCUGCACCAGCAGUGAUGACGACGUGGAGGGGCUGAGGCGACGGCAGGUCCAUCAGCCCCGUGCUGGGACCCCCCCUCCUGCCCCCAUCCCACGCCGUGUGCUGCAAGAUGAAGGCAACGAGGAGGGGCUCAGUGCCAACAAACUGCUGCUGGGAGCGCUGGCGUUGGUGGCUGUGGCUCUGCUGAUCGUCACUGGUGGUUUCUACGACACGGCAGAUGGUCCUGCGGAUGUGAUGAGCCACGAUGCAACAGACGUGGAGCAGGAAGCUGUGCCCGACAACGGCAGCGAUUCCCCACAGAAGCCCCCCCUGGAUGGUGGGGACAUGCGCAGCAUGCAGUCCAUGAGCGUGCUGCUGGACCGCCUGGCCAAGGAGAACCAGGACAUCCGCCUGAUGCAGGCUGAGCUGCAGACCCACAAGGAGGAGCUGCAGGCGCUGCUGCAACAAAGCGAAGGUGCAGCAGCAGCAGCUGGGAAGCAGCAGCAGAGUUUGGCCAAGGAGAACGCCGAGCUCCGUGCAGCGCUGCAGCGUGAGGCUGAGGCACUGGGGGCUGCACGCGCUGAGUUGCAACGCCUGCAGGCCCGGGGGGGUCCCAGUGACCCCCAGCCCCACAAGGAGCAGCCUCACGGUCCCAGUUCUGCAGUGCAUGAGGAGGGGGCCCAGCAUGAGGCACGGCACCGUGGGCUGUUGGAGUCGGUGCAGCACGAGCUGGCAGCUGCCCUGCAGCGAGCGCAGGGUGCGGGGGGGCUGGAGGGGCUCAGAGAGGAGCUGAUGGAGCUGGAGGAGCGCCUGAGCCGGGAGCUGGGGGGAUCCGAGGGGGCUGAGGCGUUCCCUGGGCAUUGGAAAAAGGGGUUCAAGGCAGAAAAGAAGGAGAGGGGGUGGCACAAGAGGGACGGCCACCGCGAGCGGGGCAAAGCCCACGGCAAGGAGCAUCACGGCAAGGAGCAUCAUGGCAAGGAGCACCACGGCAAGGAGCACCACGGCAAGGAGCACCACGGCAAGGAGCAUCAUGGCAAGGAGCAUCACGGCAAGGAGCAUCACGGCAAGGAGCAUCACGGCAAGGAGCCCCGGCCCCACAGGGAGCACAGAGAGGGCAAAUCUGGGGGGAAGUGGUCCCGUGGCCCCCAGGAACUGCCCCCCCUCAGCCAUUCCCGAGCCCCCCAGGGCUGCUCAGGGGUGACCGACUGCGCUCACAAAGAGGGCCGCGAGGCGCUGGGGGCUGCGCUGGAGCCCGUGCAGAAGUCGCAGUUCCUGCAGUUGCUGGAGGGCUUCAUGGGGAGGCUGGGCUGGGGGGGGCAUUUCGGGGGGGUGGCGGCGCGGUUGGACGGAGCCUUUGGGGCCGAUGGGGUUUUCGCUCACGACCGGCGGCGCUUCGUGGACUUCGUGGAGGAGGUGGAGGAGAUGCUGGAGGACGUGGCGCGGCGCGAGCGCGGCGAUGAGGAGGCGGCCGACGGCUUCGAGGAGUUCGUGCUGCAGCACUAUGCUGGCUCUGUUGGGAAGGAGCGUGGCCGCAAAUCCUGGAGGCAGCACGGAGGUGGCAGAUAGAGCCAUGAGGGGGGGUCCCUGCUGACCCCCUCCCACCACCGCCAUGGGCUGUGUUUUGGGGGUCCAAGGGCUGCCGUGUGUGGCCCCCCCCUCCCUCCUUCCCCCCCCACUCUCCCCGAUUGAUGCACUGUGUGAUGCUGCUGCACUGCUGUAGAUGCAAUAAAGUCACCGCUGGGCUGA